AUGGACCUGGCUUGGAAUUUUGUCUUCAUUGUCCUCCUAAGUUUUUUGUGCUGGGGGUUAGACUGGGAAUCAGAUGGAAAUUUCAUUUCAGCAGCUGGUCCUCUAACCAAUGACUUGCUGCACAAGCUGAGUGGUCCCCUGGGAAACCAGGAUUCUAAUUUUGUAGCAGGUGACAAGGUUAUUUAUGUUUGUCACCAGCCUCUGCCUGCUUCCCUGCCAGAAUACUUCAGCAGUGUUCAUGCCAGUAAGAUCUCCCAUUAUAAAGUACUUCUGCCAUGGGCACAACUUCUCCCUGCAGGAAGCUCCAAAAAUCCAGACCAGGAAACUGUGCAGUGCUACCGAAGACUCCUGGAGGCCCUGUUGGCUGCACAGCUUCAGCCCCUGGUCGUUCUGCACCACCAAACCCUGCCUGCCAGCGCUGUCCAGGGAAGUGAAGUCUUUGCUGACCUCUUCGCUGAUUAUGCCACAUUUGCCUUCUAUUAUUUUGGGGAUCUUGUUGGCAUCUGGUUCACUUUUAGUGACUUGGAGGAGGUGAUUUCGGAACUUCCCCACCAGGAAUCAAGAGCUUCACGUCUCCAGACCCUCAAUAAUGCCCACAGAAAAGCCUAUAAGAUUUACCAUGAAAAAUUUGCUUCUCAGGGUGGAAGGCUCUCUGUUGUCCUACGAGCUGAAGAGAUCCCUGCGUUCCUGCUAGAGCCAUCCCUGUCUGCGCUUGCCAAGGACUCGAUCGAUUUCCUCUCUCUUGACUUGUCUUAUGAAUGCCAAAGUGAGGCGAGUUUACCACAGAAGCUGAGUAAAUUGCAGACCAUUGAACCAAAAGUGAAAGUAUUUGUUUUCAACCUAAAACUCCAGGACUGCCCCUCCACCCAGAAGGACCCAGCCAAGCUGCUAUUCAGCCUUUUCGAAGCCAUAAAUAAAGAUGAAGUGCUCACCAUUGGGUUUGAUAUUAAUGCAUUUCUGAGUUGUUCAUCAAGUUCCAAGAAAAGUGACGCCUGUUCUCUGACUGACAGCCCGAUCCUUCCCACUGGCCAGCAGGACCACGAGACGGCGCUUGGCUCUGUGUCGCCCGCCUCAGCCUACCAGCGAGUCUGGGAAAUGUUCGCUAACCAGUCCCGGGCAGAAAGGGAUACUUUCCUGCAGGAUGUGUUCCCUGAAGGCUUUCUCUGGGGUGUCUCCACGGGAGCUUUUAGCGUGGAAGGAGGCUGGGCCGAGGGUGGAAGGGGACCAAGCAUCUGGGACCUACUCGGGCGCCGGAACGCCACCACGGGCCAGGUGACGCCACAGGUGGCCAGUGACAGUUACCACAAGGUGGACUAUGACGUUGCCCUGCUCCGCGGCCUCCGAGCUCAGGUCUACAAGUUCUCCAUCUCCUGGUCCCGGAUCUUCCCCACAGGGCUUAAGAGCAGCCCCAGCCUCCGAGGUGUCGCCUAUUACAAUAAGCUGAUCAACAGCCUGCUGGACUCACACAUUGAGCCCAUGGUGACCUUGUUCCACUGGGACCUGCCUCAGGCCCUGCAGGAUCUCGGAGGGUGGCAGAAUGAGAGCGUGGUGGGGGCCUUUCUGGACUAUGCAGCCUUCUGCUUCUCCACUUUUGGGGACCGUGUGAAGCUGUGGGUGACCUUCCAUGAGCCGUGGGUGAUAAGCUAUGCAGGCUAUGGCACCGGCCAACACGCACCAGGCAUCUCUGACCCAGGAGUGGCUUCUUUUAAGGUAGCUCACUUGGUCCUCAAGGCUCACGCCAGAGCUUGGCACCACUACAACAGCCACCAUCGUGCACAGCAGCAGGGGCGCGUGGGCAUUGUGCUGAACUCCGACUGGGCAGAACCCCUGUCCCCAGAGAGGCCCGAGGACCUGAGAGCCUCUGAGCGCUUCUUGCACUUCAUGCUGGGUUGGUUUGCACACCCCAUCUUUGUGGAUGGGGAUUACCCAGAAGCCCUGAGGGCCCAGAUUCAACAGAUGAACAAACAGUGCCCUGGCCCUGUGGCCCAACUCCCUGAAUUCACUGAGACAGAGAAGAAGCUUCUGAAAGACUCAGCAGACUUUCUGGGUCUGUCCCAUUACACCUCCCGCCUUAUCAGUGAGGCCCAGCAAGACACCUGCCACCCCAGCUAUGAUACCAUCGGAGGCUUCUCCCAACACAUGGACCCUGCAUGGCCUCACACCUCAUCCCCUUGGAUCCGGGUGGUACCCUGGGGUAUAAGGAGGCUGUUGCAGUUUGUAACCUUGGAAUACGCAAGAGGAAAAGUUCCAAUCUACCUGGCUGGGAAUGGCAUGCCCAUUGGAGAAGGUGAAAAUCUCCUUGAUGACUCUUUGAGAGUAGACUACUUCAAUCAAUAUAUCAACGAAGUGCUUAAGGCUAUCAAGGAGGACUUAGUGGAUGUUCGUUCUUAUGUUGCUCGUUCCCUCAUUGACGGCUUUGAAGGUCCCUCUGGUUACAGUCAGAGGUUUGGGCUGUACCAUGUCAACUUUGAUGACAGCAGCAAGCCAAGGACUCCCAGGAAAUCUGCCUACUUUUUCACCAGCAUCAUUGAAAAGAAUGGUUUCCUCACCAAGGUAGUAAAUAGACUGCCACAAAACUUCCCCUCCAAAAUUAAAACCUUCACAUAUUCUUCUGAGGUCCCCUCCAAGGCAAAAGUAGUUUGGGAAAAGUUCUCUAACCAACCUAAGUUUGAAAGAGAUUUGUUCUACCAUGGCACGUUCUGGGAUGACUUUCUGUGGGGUGUGUCCUCGUCAGCCUAUCAGAUUGAAGGAGCUUGGGAUACUGAUGGCAAAGGCCCCAGCAUUUGGGAUAACUUUACCCACACACCAGGGAACACUGUGAAAGACAAUGCCACAGGAGACAUAGCCUGUGACAGCUACAACAGAUUGGAUGCCGAUCUGAAUAUGCUUCGAGCUCUGAAAGUGAAAGCCUAUCGCUUCUCUAUCUCCUGGUCCCGGAUUUUCCCAACUGGGAGAAACAGUUCUAUCAACAGCCAUGGUGUUGAUUAUUACAACAAGCUGAUCGAUGGCUUGGUGGCAAGCAACAUCUCUCCCAUGGUGACUCUGUUUCACGGGGACCUGCCCCAAGCCCUGCAGGAUAUUGGAGGCUGGGAUAAUCCUUCCUUGAUCGAGUUGUUUGACAGCUAUGCGGACUUUUGUUUCCAGACCUUUGGUGACAGAGUUAAGUUCUGGAUGACAUUUAAUGAGCCCAUGUACCAAGCAUGGCUGGGUUAUGGCUCAGGGGCUUUUCCCCCAAAUGUGAAGGACCCAGGCUGGGCACCUUACAAGAUUGGCCAUGCAGUCAUCAAAGCUCAUGCCAGAGUCUAUCACACAUAUGAUGAGAAAUACCGGCAGAAGCAGCAGGGGGUAAUUUCAUUGAGCCUUAGUGCACACUGGGCAGAGCCCAAGUCUCCUGGGAUCCCAAGAGAUGUGGAAGCGGCUGACCGAAUGUUGCAGUUCUCCCUGGGCUGGUUUGCCCACCCCAUUUUCAGAAACGGAGACUAUCCGGAUGCCAUGAAGUGGAAAGUGGGGAACAGGAGUGAACUACAGCAUUUACCUGCUUCCCGCCUGCCAAGCUUCACUGAAGAAGAGAAGAGGUACAUUAGGGCUACGGCUGAUGUCUUCUGCCUCAACACCUAUUCUUCCAGAAUCGUGAGGCAUAAAACACCCAGGCUAAACCCUCCUUCCUACGAAUAUGACAUGGAGAUGUCUGAGGAAGAGGACUCUUCGUGGCCUUCUACAGCCUUGGACAGAGCUGUACCCUGGGGGAUGCGAAGACUGCUGAACUGGAUCAAAGAAGAGUAUGGCGAUGUCCCCAUUUACAUAACUGAAAAUGGAGUGGGGCUGACAAAUCCCAAAAUGGAGGACACUGAUAGAAUAUUUUACCACAAAACCUACAUCAAUGAAGCUUUGAAAGCCUACAGGCUCGACGGUGUAGACCUUCGGGGAUAUGUGGCAUGGUCUCUGAUGGACAGCUUUGAGUGGCUGAAUGGCUACACAGUCAAGUUUGGACUGUACCACGUUGAUUUCAAUGACUUGAGUAGACCUCGAACAGCAAGAGCCUCUGCCACAUACUACACAGAGAUCAUUACCAACAAUGGCAUGCCACUGCCCAAGGAAGAUGAAUUUCUGUAUGGACAAUUUCCCGAGGGUUUCAUCUGGAGUGCAGCUUCUGCUGCAUAUCAGAUCGAAGGUGCAUGGAGAGCAGACGGCAAGGGACUCAGUAUUUGGGACACGUUUUCCCACACACCACUGAAGAUUGAGAAUGAUGACACUGGAGACGUGGCCUGUGACAGUUACCACAAGAUUGCUGAGGAUCUGGUAGCUCUACAGAACCUGGCUGUGUCCCACUAUCGCUUUUCUGUCUCCUGGUCUCGCAUCCUCCCUGAUGGAACUACAAAGUACAUCAGUGAAGCAGGCUUGACUUACUAUGUGCGGCUCAUCGACGCCCUGCUGGCUGCUAACAUCAAGCCCCAGGUGACCAUUUACCACUGGGACCUGCCCCAGGCGCUGCAGGAUGUUGGAGGCUGGGAGAAUGAAACCAUUGUCCAGCGGUUCAAAGAGUAUGCAAAUGUGCUCUUCCAGAGGCUAGGAGACAAGGUGAAGUUCUGGAUCACACUGAAUGAGCCCUUUGUCAUUGCUACCCAGGGCUAUGGCUACGGUACAGCAGCUCCAGGAAUCUCCUUUAGGCCCGGCACUGCGCCCUACACUGUUGGCCACAACCUAAUAAAGGCACACGCUGAGGCCUGGCAUCUGUACAACGAUGUGUACCGUGCCAGUCAAGGUGGGGUGAUUUCCAUCACCAUCAGCAGCGACUGGGCUGAGCCCAGAGACCCCUCCAACCAGGAGGAUGUGGAGGCAGCCAGGAGAUACGUGCAGUUUAUGGGAGGCUGGUUUGCACAUCCUAUUUUCAAGAAUGGAGAUUAUCAUGAGGUGAUGAAGACACGGAUCCAUGACAGGAGCUUUGCUGCAGGUCUCAGCAAAUCUCGGCUCCCGGAAUUUACAGAGAGUGAGAAAAGGAGGAUCAAUGGCACCUACGACUUUUUUGGGUUCAAUCACUACACCACUGUCCUGGCCUACAACCUUGACUAUUCCUCUUUGAUCUCCUCCUUUGAUGCAGACAGGGGAGUUGCCUCCAUCACAGAUCGAUCUUGGCCAGAUUCUGGCUCCUUCUGGCUGAAAAUGACACCUUUUGGCUUCAGGAGGAUCCUGAACUGGUUGAAGGAAGAGUACAACAGUCCUCCAAUUUAUGUCACGGAGAAUGGAGUAUCCCAGCGGGGAGAAGUAGACCUCAAAGACACUGCAAGGAUUUACUACCUCCGCAGUUACAUCAACGAGGCACUCAAAGCAGCUGUGCAGGAUAAGGUGGACCUUCGAGGAUACACGGUUUGGAGCGUGAUGGACAACUUUGAGUGGGCCACAGGCUUUGCAGAGCAGUUUGGUCUGCAUUUUGUGAACUAUACGGACCCUUCUCUGCCAAGAAUCCCCAAGGAAUCAGCCAAGUUCUAUGCCUCCAUAGUGCGGUGCAAUGGCUUUCCUGACCCUGCUGUGGGGCCUCACCGAUGUCUGCAGCCAGAAGGUGAUGGACCCACUGUCAGCCCCGUGAGAGAGCAGAAGAUUUGGUUCCUAGGGCUAACACUAGGGACAACAGAAGCACAAACAGCUCUGUACAUACUUUUUUCUCUUGUCCUCCUUGGAGUCUGUGGCGUGGCAUUUCUGUCAUACAAAUACUGUAGGCGUUCUAAGCAAAGGAAAACACAACCAAGCCAGCAGGAAUUGAGUCACAUUUCUUCAUUCUAACCCUCAAGCUACCACCUCCCAAAGUUCGUGAAGUAGGCCUAGUUUUGUUGUAUACCUUUGCCAGCCUGAAAACUCUUUUAUGAUCUUAGAAUUCUGCCUAUUCUCACCUUCUUCUUCUUCUUAAAGGCCUUGUGCAGUGUUGCAGAUUAAAGAAUUUUAAGUCUCUGAUUAAAAUGGAAAUGUAUAUGCAUCUUACCCGUUAUUGCAAAUGAGUGCAUUAGAGAGGCCUGCCAGUGGAACUUUUUGUGGUUCUCUGAGGCAAUAAAUGAGGCAGGUACAGGUUUCAGUAUGUAAAGGUGGAUAAAAUGAGUAACAACCAUAGCAAUGCUUUUUAUAAGAAAUCAGCUCUGGGCUGCUGUUAUAUCUCCCGCCCAAUCUUCAAGCUUUUUACUAAUCUCACACCUCAUGUUUAGCAGAAAAUCAAAAUGGUACUCACAGUGUGAGGAGAUUUGCUGAUCCACUUUGUAGUGAAACUGGUGAAAAUUAUUUUUAAAACAACCAUUGAAAGGUUUCAGAAAUGGUACUAGAGAAAUAGGAAAUGAAGAUACUUCUAGGAAUUCAGGUCAACCAAGAUGGUGCUGUUAACAGCUUCCAGAGUGCCAGUCCUUGGCAGAAUCUUUAAACAAUUAGCAAAAAGUGGCAGAGAUAUCUUCUCAAAAUUCCAAAAAAGCAAAAACAAACAAACCAAAAAAAAAAAACAAACAGUUAAAGGGUUGCAGUAACUGAGAGAGUACAAAAUCAAGAAA
Molecule: messenger RNA, 6524 nt
Organism: Choloepus didactylus (southern two-toed sloth)
Lineage: Eukaryota; Metazoa; Chordata; Mammalia; Pilosa; Megalonychidae
Gene: LCT
Product: lactase
Exons: 17
Coding region: 1-5778 (1925 amino acids)
Biological process (GO): carbohydrate metabolic process
Molecular function (GO): beta-glucosidase activity
Source: RefSeq, a predicted model, not a curated record